AUGGUCCCUGCAUCCACAGGUUUCUCAGUUUAUGAAGCCAUCUUCUACAUAAACCAGGGAAACCCAUUUAAUCUAAAGGCUCUGGUGGACAAGUGGCCUGAUUUUAAUACAGUGGUUGUCCGCCCUCAAGAGCAGGAAAUGACAGAUUACCUUGAUCACUACACCAAUAGUUACCAAAUCUAUUCCAAGGACCCCAUGAAAUAUCAAGAAUUUCUUGGCUUGCCAGAAGUCAUAAACUGGAAACAACAUUUGCAGAUUCAAAGUUCACAGUCCAGCCUGGAUAAGGUGAUAGAAAAUCUUGCAGCCAUCAAUUUGGGCAGGGUCAAGCAAACACAGUGCAUUUUCUAUGUAAUUCCUGAGACAGCAAAGGAAUUGAUGACUUCACUGCUGAAUGCAAGAAAAUUACCCGACCGUGAAAAACUCAAGGUCAUCAACUAAGAGAUGUUUAAACUCUCAUCCCUGGACGUUACCCAUGCUGCCUUGGUGAAUAAAUUCUGGCAGUUUGGUGGCAAUGAGAGAAGCCAGAGAUUCAUCGAGUGCUGUAUCCAGACCUUCCCCAGCUUCUGUCUUCUGGGGCCGGAAGGGAACCCAGUGUCCUGGACUCUGAUGGACCACACUGGACAGCUGCAGAUGGAAGCCACUGUGCCUGAGUACCAGGGCUGGGAUCUCACUGCUCAUGUCAUCCAUUAUAAGAUUCAGGCUCUGGGAAAACUUGACUUCCCCAUGUAUCCCCAUGUGGAUCGGGCUAACCAUUCCAUGCCAGGACGAACACCUUCUAUGCUAUCCCCUUGCGCUGUGAUUGGAACCAGUGGAACUAUGUGCCUCUGUGAACCUGGCCCCAAACAUGAAACAGUGUUGGGUGGGCUGUGCAUGUGGCUGAAGGGGUGA
Nomascus leucogenys (northern white-cheeked gibbon) is the source of this 888-nucleotide messenger RNA. Its product is annotated as glycine N-acyltransferase-like. Gene Ontology annotation, cellular component: mitochondrion. The record is from RefSeq and is a predicted model, not a curated record. The transcript is spliced from 5 exons. Gene Ontology annotation, molecular function: glycine N-acyltransferase activity. NCBI's taxonomy places the organism in Eukaryota, Metazoa, Chordata, Mammalia, Primates, Hylobatidae.